Molecule: messenger RNA, 1160 nt
Organism: Vitis riparia (riverbank grape)
Lineage: Eukaryota; Viridiplantae; Streptophyta; Magnoliopsida; Vitales; Vitaceae
Product: peptidyl-prolyl cis-trans isomerase CYP28, chloroplastic
Exons: 2
Coding region: 71-961 (296 amino acids)
Biological process (GO): protein peptidyl-prolyl isomerization
Cellular component (GO): chloroplast
Molecular function (GO): peptidyl-prolyl cis-trans isomerase activity
Source: RefSeq, a predicted model, not a curated record
CCUCCCCUCCGCUCUCCACCACUGUACGUCCAACAUCCCAAACAAUGUCCAAACCCAAACCCCAGUCCCCAUGUUCGCCUCUGCAACUCUCUCCCCUCUCCUCUCCGUCCCCCAUUACCCUAACCCUAAACCUAACCAUAGGUCUAAACUCUCCUUCACUCGCCGCCACUUGCUUUUCCUCUCCACCUCCUCCCUCUCCGUCCCCUCCCCUCUCUCCUCCUCCGCCAUACCCCAGCCCCCUCCCCCUCCCGACACCACCGUUACCGACCGCGUCUACAUGGAUUUUAGCAUCUGCCCCACCUCCUUCCGCCCAGAAGCCGACGAUUGUCGGGAUUCUCUCCCGCUCGGCCGCCUCGUCAUCGGCCUCUACGGCCACCUAGUCCCGCUCACUGUUUCCAAUUUCAAGGCCAUGUGCACCGGCUCCUCCGGCUCCUCCUACAAGAACACUCUUGUUCAAAAAAUCUUCCCAGGUCAGUUCUUCGUUGCGGGCCGUCAAGGCCGCCGCGACAAGGGCGAGGUUCGACCGCCCUUGGAUUUGGCGCGAAACACCGAGACUGUUGAUUCUAGGGCUUUUGCUCUCCGGCAUUCAAAAGCCGGUGUUGUUUCUCUGUGUUUGUCGGAGAACGAUGAUGAUGAUGAGAUUAAACUUAAUCCUGAUUACCGAAAUGUCGAGUUCUUAAUCACCACCGGACCUGGGCCCUGCCCUCAACUCGACAACAGGAACAUUGUUUUCGGGUCUGUGCUUGAAGGGUUGGAUGUCGUUACAGCCAUAGCUUCCAUCCCCACAUACAAGCCCGCCGAGCGAAUUCGCCAAUUAAAUGAUUUGGCAGAGUUUCUUGGAGAUGAUAGAGCACCGAUUGCCCGAGCUACGUGGAACAAGCCUCUUAAAACUGUUUACAUCAGUGACUGCGGAGAGCUCAAAGUGACAAAGCCUUCCCUUUCUCCUCCUAGUCUGCCAUAAAUGCAAUUUUCCACUCAUGUACACUCAAUGGCCGCCUGCAUUUUGUAAAUUACUCCCAUGUAUUGCUCUUUUCUUCUCAAGAAGGGAUUUGUUGUAAGUUAACUGCAUAAAGAGAAGAACAAAAAAAGGGAGAGAUUUAGGGAAACAUUUGAUGCAUCAAAUUUAUUUGAAUGCUACAUGGUUCAAAUCAUUGCACGAA